AUGGCACUGCAAUCAGUGGAAAAAGUGUGGCAAGAUACUCCAGAGUUAUUGCGAUCUCUCUUAGAACAUUUGUUUGAGCUUAUAGCAGAUUCUAGUGAAAAACGUACUAAUCUUAGACUUAUGAGAGAUUUGCAGUUAGUACAAAAACUGUUACACAUUUUAAGCUAUGUUAAACAAAACGCAACCAGACAAGUUCUUUUAACUUUACUUGGUAUGUUAUUAAGUCAACCAAGAUCAGAUGACUUAUUAUUAUUCGGUCAAUUCAUUGUUGAUACUUUACCUCUUAGUUCAGAAAAAAAUUUAGUUUUACGUGAAGGACAAGGAAAUAGAGAGAGUGAAGGGGGAAAAAUUUUGUUACGAAAUCGCUGUCUUCAACUUUUACAUUCUAUUUUGUUUAGUGGCUCCACAAUUAAUACGAGUACUUGUGAAGAAGUACCGAAGGUAUUGGGGUACGAUUGGAUCUUACUGUUUCUUCAACCCAUUCUACAUAGUAGUACAGUUAUUUGGGGCUUGAGAAUUUUAGUAGCCAUCCUGUCAGUAGAAAAUCUGUUACUCAAGUUUAAGGAAGGUACUAGUAAUGCAGGUUGGUUGAAGCAUACGGAUCACAACAAAAUAGAUUCACACUUAGGUUUUAAUCCACAAUUAACUGGUGGUAAUACGACUGCCACAAGUCUGCAAGUGCCCGGAUUUCAACACUUAGAGUUAAUACUUCCCCAACAUAUUGAUCUUGUUCCUGAAUUAUACUUCUUAUUUAUAGCUCUAAUGAUGCGGCAACCAACUAAGUUAUUACCAGCUGAUUCAAAACUUGAUAUUGACAAUAUUUGGAAUUUCUUAUUUGGUGUACCAGCCAAUCAUUUUCCUUCACUAUUACCAUCUCGAAUAAGAUUGUGUCCCGAAGCAAUGGUGAUUUUACUUAUUUUAGUACGAAAAAUGGUGCAUAGUUACACAAGCAGCACAUUAGUCCCACCUGACUGGUUGACUGAGUCUCCCGUGACACUAGUGCAAUUUUUCAAUUAUCUGUAUCACACUUUUCAAGAAUUUAUGAUAACAUUUAUGAGUGGUGAGGUCUUAGGAGCUUUAGUGGCAACAAUAUUUCCAAUCUCUGAUAAUAUCAGUACCAUGGACAUCAGUGAUAAGAAUACCCCAGCUGAUGAGCAAGAGCUAAUAGUUAAAAAAUCUUCGUCAAUAGAAAUUAGAUUGACUAAUCAUCCAGUACGAGCUGUCGUCGUUGAGCUAGUGACGAGUAUCGUAAUAGAUUCACUAUCUUUACUAGCUCCCACAAAGUCUCCACCAGUUAUUGAUUUGGUUUUAGAUGCAUGGCCUGAACACGCCAGCUUAUGUCAGCAAAUUGAGUAUCAAACUGAAGUUCUAUCAAUUUUAAUGAAACACCUAUUACCAGCAGACAUUCUUAUUGGAAAACAAGCAGCCUUAUCGGUCGUGGACGGUGGAUGUGCUGAUAAUAUUUCUUAUAAUGUUUGUUAUAUUACAUCUAGAAUAGUUGAUAAACUAUGGCAAGGUUCAUUGAUGAAGAAUCCUCAUGAUGUUCUGGAUUUCACUAUCACACUUAUCAGUCAAGCAAAGAAAGUAUCAAGUUCGGUUGAUAUGGAAGGUCUUUAUCAUAGCCUUAAUAGAACUAUUUUAUUUCUAUUAUCACGACCAAGUAAUUGUAUUGCUGACCAGACACCAAUCUUAGAUGCUUUACAUAAGCUAACGAUACACAGGUUGCUUGUGUUUGGAGCUGGAAAUCAUGAGUUAAACUUUAUUAGUGGCCUAAUGUAUUGCUUGAUGCAAUUGAUGGCUAAUAUUAAAAUACCAUUAGAUACUAACAUAAGAACUACCUGGCACGUAAAUCCACAAAUUGAUGCUGGUGUUGAUACAUUUACCUCUGAUGAAGGUCAUAAACUUAUAAUAAACGCAGCUGUAAGAGUUUGGGAGGAGUUGUACGUAUGCAAGAAACCAGCUAUAGAAGAAGUUUUCAAAAUUACGCUUCCAUCUACAGUUGGCAAUGAACGUGCUCCUGACUUGUUUGUAGUUCGAGAACUAGUGCAUGAGAUAGCCCAACGACUUUGGAUGAAUUAUGUUAUAUCAGAAAGCAAAGUAUCCUAUCGAAUCCCAUUUGAGUUCCAGGGUCAGAUUCAGCUAGCUAUUAAUAAUAAAAUCCAAAAAGUUACCGGAGGUUUAACAAGAUUAGCUAGUAGAACAAAAGUUAGAAAAGAGGAGUACGGCAAAGAGAAAUUUAAACUAUGUUAUGAUACUAUUGUACUACAAACUGAACAGAACGUUUCGUUAGUCAAAGAAUUAGUGGCAGCAAAGAAAAAUCAAUAUGAACAAACUUGUUUACACAUGCAACGUUAUGUUUAUCAGGAAUGGUUACAGACAGAAAUAGAGCUCACUAGAGAGCGAGGUUUAUGGGGACCGCUUACACCUUCAGUACUUGAUAAGUGGAUGCUUGAUAUGACGGAAGGUCCAUGUAGAAUGCGGAAAAAAAUGAGGAAAAAUGAAUUAUUUUAUACUCAUUACCCAUUCAGACCUGAGCUGGAAAACCCCGAGAAUAAACACUUGAAAGUAAAAGUGGCAACAAGCUUUGACAGUAAAAUGUAUCAUUUAAAACAAUCGGGAACUCUGUUAGGGAUGUUUGAAGCAGAAAAAGAGUUAGUUGGCAGUGAAUUAUCGUUGAACUUGAAAAGGGCAUCAAGAGACUAUGAUUCACCAAUUGAAUCUAGCACUUUGGAGAGACAUGGGAGUGAAAUAGAUGAAAAUGUAGAAGAUAUAGAACAAGAAGACGACAGUCAAAAUUUACCUGACAAUAAGACACUUUCGAGAUUGUUGGAAGAUGGCGAAAGAAUCAGUUACAUGUUUAAAUGCGCGAGAAUCCAGGGCUUAGAUACGGCAGAAGGAUUGCUAUUAUUUGGCAAAGAGCAUUUUUAUAUUAUUGAUGGUUUUACAGUGAUAAAGUCCAGAGAAAUACGUGACAUAGAAAGCUUAGGUGAAGCCUAUAAUUCUAUUUUGCCUUGGACAGGAUCACCAGUACUAUUACGAAGACAAUGUUCCAAGUUUAGUUAUGAAGAUAUUCGAGAGGUUCAUAAAAGAAGAUACUUACUGCAACCGAUGGCCCUUGAAGUAUUUAGUGCAGACGGUCGAAAUUACUUGCUAACUUUUCCAAGAAAAGUACGUAAUAAAGUUUAUCAGAGAUUCAUGACGUUUGCCACAGCGAUUGCUGAUAGUGCGCAACAAUCAGUUGCUGGUCAAAAAAGAACUGCGAAUGUUGAGCAAGCAGCUGGUUUACUUUCAAGUCUUAUUGGUGAUACUUCAGUUACUCAGCGUUGGGUGAGAGGAGAAAUAUCAAAUUUUCAGUAUUUAAUGCAUUUAAAUACGCUAGCAGGUCGUAGUUACAAUGAUUUAAUGCAGUAUCCAGUUUUUCCAUGGAUUUUAGCUGAUUAUGAUAGUGACGAUCUUGAUUUAACAGACACAAAGACUUUUCGUGAUUUUAGUAAGCCAAUGGGCUCGCAAAAUCCUGAAAGACUUCUGCAAUUUAAAAAAAGGUAUAAAGAAUGGGAUGAUCCACAUGGAGAAACUCCACCAUAUCAUUAUGGAACUCAUUACUCUUCUGCUAUGAUAGUAUGCUCAUAUUUAGUUCGAAUGGAACCAUUUACACAGCAUUUUCUAAAGCUCCAAGGAGGCCAUUUUGAUUUAGCUGAUAGAAUGUUUCACAGUAUAAAAGAAGCAUGGUUUUCAGCAUCAAAACAUAACAUGGCUGAUGUAAAGGAACUAAUUCCGGAAUUUUUUUAUCUACCCGAUUUUUUAAUAAACUCAAAUAAUUUCGAUUUAGGUUUCAAACAAAACGGUACUCAACUUGGUAAUGUUGUUUUACCACCAUGGGCUAAACACGACCCUCGUGAAUUUAUUCGAGUUCAUCGACAAGCACUUGAGUGUGAGUUUGUGUCACAAAAUCUUCAUCAGUGGAUUGAUUUAGUUUUUGGCUACAAGCAAAAUGGACCUUUGGCAGUUGAUGCUGUCAAUGUCUUCCAUCAUCUAUUUUACGAAGGCAAUGUUGAUAUUUACAACAUACAAGAUCCAUUGAAGAAAACUGCGACAAUUGGCUUUAUAAAUAAUUUUGGCCAAAUACCAAAGCAGCUCUUCAAAAAGCCACAUCCAGCAAAAAAAAUGACUUCUAGAACAAGCUUGAUUGACUCUAGCUCAUUGUCUGCGGGCCUUAGCGUAUCCUAUUCAGAUAAAUUAUUUUACAAUCACAUAGACAAUCUUAAGCCAUCGCUUCAGCCAGUCAAAGAACUUAAAACAACUGUUGGACAGAUUUUGCAUGUUGAUAGAUCCGUAUUAGCAGUAGAGCAGAACAAAGUACUAAUUCCCCCUUUUUACAAUAAGUAUGUUGCAUGGGGAUUUGCCGACCAUUCUUUAAGGAUUGGAAAUUAUGACAGUGAAAAAGCGAUUUUCGUUUCUGAAAUAAUGAUGCAAGGAAGUGGAGAAAUAAUGACUUGUGUAUGUCCAUCAUCUAAAUUAAUUGUCACUGCUGGUACCAGCUCUGUUCUUACUGUAUGGGAAUAUUCAAAAAAACAGCUGACGAUAAAACAAUGUCUUUAUGGUCACAUAGAUUCUGUUUCAUGUCUUGCUGCAAGCCCUGCUUUUAAUAUUAUUGUAUCUGGUUCUAGAGAUAGUACGGCUAUUAUUUGGGAUCUUUCGCGAUCUUUAUUUGUGCGACAGCUUCAAGGACAUGCUGGACCGGUCGCUGCAGUUGCAAUUAAUGACUCAACGGGUGACAUUGGAACUUGCGCUGGCACAUGGUUAUAUGUUUGGAGUAUUAAUGGUCAAGAAUUGGCCAAAGUAAAUACCUGCAUUGGAAGAUCUGACAGAAUGCAACAAAUUUUAUGCAUAGCUUUUAGUCAUAUUUAUGAAUGGGAUCCUAACAAUGUUAUAAUGACAGGUUCAAGUGACGGAGUCGCAAGGAACACGACCUCGUUGCCUAUCAAGCAGAAGAAUUACUCUAUACCGGACAAAAUCCGGGAUGUGAUAAAACCAUCCAAUAGUGACUGGGCAAAUUCCAUAUUCAUGAUACGUAAGAGGUAUGUCAAGUAUCGAUUUUAUCUAGACUUUCACAAGGUAAAUGCUGUGACAGUGUCCGACACGUCUCUAUCGCCUCAUAUGUAUACCACCUUGCAUAAACUGAGGAUGGCAUGCUGUACUUCAACUCUCGAUCUCGGCAGCGCAUACCACCAGAUACCAUUAGCCGAGAAGGCUGAGCCGUGGCUGAUUAAUCGUGUCAUUAGACCAGAGCUCGAGCCCUAUGCUUACACCUGCCUCAAUGACAUAAUAAUUGUCACAGAGACCUUUGAAGAUUAUUUCAAAUGGAUAGAGCACGUCAGAUACCUCGGUGUCUUCGUAAACUUAGAUAUUUUACGACUAGAUCUGGCCAAGCUGGAGUCAAUUAUGGCAUUUCUGGCUCCGAGUAACCUGAAACAGCUUAAGCGGUUUCUAAGCAUGAUUUCAUGGUACCACAAAGUUUCUACUAAACUACUCAAUGAUAGUAGAGCCGAUAAACAGGCUUCUGUGCAAGGAGCAACCUGCAAUGACCAGAUCUUAAGAGCCAGUACAUGGUUCAGACAGACGCCAGCAUCUCUGGAUUAA
This is a messenger RNA of Copidosoma floridanum, 5640 nucleotides long. RefSeq names its product WD repeat and FYVE domain containing 3 bchs (gene bchs). Gene Ontology annotation, molecular function: metal ion binding; protein binding. Lineage: Eukaryota; Metazoa; Arthropoda; Insecta; Hymenoptera; Encyrtidae. The record is from RefSeq and is a predicted model, not a curated record.